This is a messenger RNA of Daphnia magna, 2545 nucleotides long. RefSeq names its product G8 domain-containing protein DDB_G0286311. The transcript has 6 exons. Gene Ontology annotation, molecular function: protein binding. The coding region runs from base 93 to 2081 and encodes 662 amino acids. The record is from RefSeq and is a predicted model, not a curated record. NCBI's taxonomy places the organism in Eukaryota, Metazoa, Arthropoda, Branchiopoda, Diplostraca, Daphniidae. Gene Ontology annotation, cellular component: membrane.
CACUUGAUUUAUUCCCACAUAGAGUCAAUCGAUCAACUGACGUUGCACGCUUAACACGUUUUUUUUUUAGGGACAAGCUUGAACCACGCCCAAUGCGGAUUUUUGUGUUGAUCUCAAGUGUCCGUCUUCUAUUCUCAAUGGCCAAUUUCAGUUGGGUGUUGCUGUUGGGUUUAUGGAGUUCCAGUUACGCACAGCAGUCCAGAUGUUUCGAUGACCAGGAUAUAUCCAUUUACUAUCCUUGUCUCUGCGAUGGAACUGGAGAAGGAAAUUUGAACAUCACCUGCUUAGGAGUGAGCAACCGGAAAAUUAAAGACAUUUUCCGGGAUUCGGAAGCACCUGAAAUCAACCGGUUCGCUUUGGUGCCGUUUGCCGGGUCAUUCAAUCAACUUGACAUCGAUGAAGACCUCUUGUCCGGCAAACGCGCAAGAACAAUCCAAAUUGGAAGCUGUCCGGACGAUGCCUCCAGACCACUGCAAAUCCACCCGGAUGCAUUCCGUUCGUCUAGCGACUACGCCCAGAAAUUCAUCAUUAUCGAUUGUGAAAUCAACAGAGUGAACUGGAGUUUUCUCAGUGACUUUCGUGAGCUAAAAGAAAUCCAGUUGGGCAGUGUGGACGGCAUCAAGUCCAUCAAUUCUCUACCCACUUUGAAUAAUAUUAAGCAAUUGUCUUUUACCGAUUCUACGGGUUUUUCCGAUCCUUUGCUCGACUUUCCUGCCAAAUCUUUGGUGUCGUUAGCGACGCUCGUCCUGGAUGGAAACAGUGACCUCAAUAAUGAAGUUACUGGUACUAUCAUGUCAACAAUAGCCUCCAACGCCGUCCAACUGGAAAGUUUCACGCUUAUUAAUUCACCAUUGAUAACUCAAGUACCUGAGAAUAUCGGCGAUGUUUUGACGUUGAAGUCGGUCAAUUUAUCGUCCAAUUCCAUCGGAUCCGUUGGCUCGGAUGCCUUUUUCUUUUCGAGCGAUCUCUCCGUUCGUUUAAUCGACCUGUCAAACAAUUUAAUCGCGACUGUUUCACCUGAUGCCUUCAGUCAAGGAGACUACGGUGAAGCCACCAUUCAACUUGACAACAACCUACUUACCAAAUUUGAAUCGAACGCUUUCCUGGAGGUUCUUGAUGAAAUGAACCGCUCUGGUGGUUCCGGAAUAGUUUCCAUCGCCAACAACGGAAUCAUUUGUAUCGGGUGUGAUUUGGCCUGGCUCAUCCGUGACAACCCCAAUUUGUUGCAGUGGGUGUCUGGUGGCGCUUGUGUAGAUGGAACUGCAUUCGAAGAUGUUGAUCCUGGCAACUUCGAUUCCUCUUGUGCUGUUAUCACUCCUACUCCGGAAACUACUUCCACCACAGAAAUUCCAACGACUGUACCGACCACAACCGUAACAUCAACAACGGUAACAACGACAACACCAACGACAACACCAACGACAACACCAACUACAACACCGACGACAACACCGACGACAACACCGACGACAACACCAACGACAACACCAACGACAACACCAACUACAACGCCAACUACAACACCGACGACAACACCAACAACAACACCAACGACAACACCAACGACAACCCCAACGACAACACCAACGACAACCCCAACGACAACACCAACGACAACACCAACGACAACACCAACUACAACACCAACGACAACACCAACGACUGUUACCUCAACGACGGAAGCUUCAACCACGAAAGACCCACUCGACGAAGUUACGACGACUCAAAGCACUUCGACAACUACGGUCCAGCCUAAUAACAAAGACGAUUUACUGCUUUUGUUGUUGUACAUCAUUGUGGGUUUAGUCGGUGUCAGCCUUCUGAUCCUGAUGUUCAGCUGCAUUUACAUGAUUAUCUCGAGGAAGAAGCGCAAGAACAACCGGAAAUCUUCCAUACCCGAGGUUCUUGACAACUCGACUAAUGUACGCGGAGCACCUGUUCUCCCCGCCAGCAAACCGACCUCAGGAUUGCCCCUGACCAGCCCCAUUGUUGUUCAGGGACCAGGAGGCAAGUGGUAUAAAUCAAGUGCUGGUGCGAACAAAACCGCUGGAGCAGCCAACAAUCCAGUUAAAAGCAAAUAACAAGAUCAGGUGAAACCUACCCACAUGCAUCAGGACAACCAUUAGACAUGUCUUGAGUUUUACCUAAUUUUAAUCAAUGGUACGUUAGCCUUCCAACAAUAUGUUAGACUAUUGCAGUUUCUAAAACAAAUUAUCGAAAAGAUAAUUCAUGGAAAUAGGACAAGGCUCUUGAUCUUUGUGUGAAUAAUAAGCGACUGGAAACCAAUGUGACUCGUACGAACCAACUGAUAACGCACACAUUUUUUGUUUUUCUGUUUGAUGUCAUUGUGUAUACAGACUGAAAUAAUCAGUUGGUUAACGUCUUGACACAAUGGAAUUCAGUCCUCUUUCUAAUCAACAUCUUUUAUCUUUUUCGAUCUUUGUUUACUAUGUUCACAGUUUUGCUUAAUACUUGACAGUUCCUUCCAAUCAUUGGCAAUGGAAGAAAAAUGGCGUUUUUGAAAAUAAAAAAAAAUCACUUUGAA